Messenger RNA from Mugil cephalus (flathead mullet), 3164 nucleotides. RefSeq names its product chimerin 2 (gene chn2). Gene Ontology annotation, molecular function: GTPase activator activity. The record is from RefSeq and is a predicted model, not a curated record. The coding region runs from base 615 to 2012 and encodes 465 amino acids. The transcript has 13 exons. NCBI's taxonomy places the organism in Eukaryota, Metazoa, Chordata, Actinopteri, Mugiliformes, Mugilidae. Gene Ontology annotation, biological process: positive regulation of GTPase activity; regulation of small GTPase mediated signal transduction; signal transduction.
UUUACCAGUCGGCCCUUUGCAUGAAUCACACAAGAGUGGAUUUCCACGCAAAAGUGUCGUCUGUUGGAGGUUUCGCGAUCAGAACUGAAAGUCGGUGCUCCAGUUUUUGCCAGUCGGGAUUGCUUACAUCUGGCAAACACUGCUCCAAACUUUCACUUUAAGAAGGCGCGUCUACACGCUGCGGUGUAGUGUGUUUAUUACAAUCCUUAAAGUGGCACAUGGAAACCGUCGCUCAUUUCUGCAUGGCACACGCAUUUAAACCUACAGAUUUUCUCCAGCGUGUGGAGAUGAUUUGUAGGGACUGAUCCGCGGAACGUGUUCCUCUAGAGCUGUCCUUUUUUCUUUCUUUUUUUGCAAGGCUGUCGGAGGAGGCAGCACCUCCAGUGUAUGCGGCAGCGUGAGCUCCUCAGCGAGGCGCACAGCGAGCGGACGCAGGGGAUCAGCGGAUUGACGGACGGGCGGUGGGCUCGGGAUCAAACGAGGCAUGAACUAAUCACCGGGCAGCCGUCAGGGGUGAAGGAGCACACCGAGAGAAAUGGAGGCACCUCCGGGGACGAACGCUUGUGAGUCCACCUUAGCCAAACGGGAGUGACCGAGCCGUGAAACUGGUUGGGAUGGCAGCAUCCAGUAACUCAAGCCUCUCAGGUUCAUCUGUGUCCUCUGACCCUGAGGAUUACCAGCCGCCCAUAUGGAAGUCCUACUUGUACCAGCUACAGCAGGAAGCCCCGAGACCAAAGAGGAUCACAUGUCCUCAUGAGAUGGAGACCAGACCCAAAUACUAUGGCAGAGAAUUUCAUGGCAUCAUCUCUCGAGAUUAUGCAGAUGAUCUGCUGGCGGGAGCAGAGGGUUCUUACCUCAUCAGGGAGAGCCAACGACAGCCAGGGACCCACACCUUGGCCUUAAGGUUCGGGCACCAGACCCUCAACUACAGGCUGUUUUACGACGGGAAGCACUUCGUCGCGGAGAAGAGGUUCGAGUCCGUCCACGACCUCGUGACCGACGCCCUCAUCACCCUGUACAUCGAGACCAAGGCGGCGGAGUACAUCGCCAAGAUGACCACCAACCCCAUCUACGAGCACCUCGGUUACACGUCGCUGCUCAAGGACAAAAUGGUGCACAGGCUGAGCCGCGGACGCACGGAACCGCGCAGGGUCACCUUCCAGAGGGAUGAAAGGAUCUCCUCACCUCUGGUGCGACGGAGUGCCUUGAAAGACACGCCUGAAAAGCAGUGCUCCUAUGAGAAGAUCCACAACUUUAAGGUGCAUACCUUCCGAGGGCCGCACUGGUGCGAGUACUGUGCCAACUUCAUGUGGGGCCUCAUCGCCCAGGGAGUCCGCUGCUCAGACUGUGGGCUGAAUGUACACAAACAGUGCUCCAAACUGGUUCCCAGUGACUGCCAGCCGGACCUGCGCAGGAUAAAGAAAGUGUUCAGCUGUGACCUCACAACGCUCGUCAAAGCUCACAACACAACGCGACCCAUGGUGGUGGACAUGUGCAUCCGAGAGAUAGAACUGAGAGGUAUGAAAUCAGAAGGUCUCUACAGAGUGUCUGGCUUCUCAGAGCACAUUGAGGAUGUGAGGCUCGCUUUUGACCGAGAUGGUGAAAAGGCUGACAUCAGUGCCGCCGCCUAUGCAGACAUCAACAUAAUUGCUGGCGCUUUGAAGCUCUACUUACGAGAUCUCCCCAUUCCAGUCAUUACGUUUGACUUGUACUCCAAAUUUAUUCAAGCUGCAAAAAUUCCAAAUGCCGAAUCCAGGCUGGAGGCCAUCCACGAAGGUUUACUGCAGCUUCCCCCAGCCCACUAUGAGACCUUACGUUACCUGAUGGCUCACCUCAAGAGAGUGACAAUGUUCGAAAAAGACAACUUAAUGAACGCUGAGAACCUGGGGAUCGUCUUUGGUCCAACUCUAAUGCAGCCGCCGGAGCAGAAUGCCUUGACAACCCUGAAUGACAUGAGGCAGCAGAAGCUCGUGGUGCAGCUUAUAAUAGAGCAUGAAGACGUCUUAUUCUAAGGACCGAGGCAUGCGGGCCUUGCAACAGACUGAAAGAACGACUAUUUAUUCUGUCAAGAGGAAAUUCAAGCCACAUUGAUUCUGAUUAAGGUUCAGAAUAGUUCGUGAUCCGACCGAGCUCUUAUUUCCCGCAUGACAGUCGUAGUUUAAGUUGGUUUGGUGAUGACAUUGUCUUGUUACUGUAUGUUUUGGGUUCGCAUACUAAGUCAAGACCAUCAUUUUUUUACAUUUGGAAAGGAUCCUAUCAUUUUUAACUACUUAACAGAGCUGUUCCCUCCCGUGUUUCAUUUGAAGACUGUCACUACCUGGUGUAGACUCAGUCGUGAUGACAGCGCUGUGUGGGAUCAGUCAGUGGAGGCACGGUGCAGUGUAAAUCAAGCCUCACACACCAGCCAAGUCACUGCUCUCACAUGUGGGAACUCUAGUUAAAAAUGGAAUGAAACAACGUGGAUCCUUUUAUUGUACAUAAAAAACAGAUCACGCAAUGAUCCGAAUUUUAACUGUGUGUACUGAAACAUAAGAAAUGAGACAACUCCUAUAGCACUUUUUUUGCGACAAGUGUAAAAGAUUUAUUUUGUAAAGAUGUUUAUUUUUGUCUCCAACUCCGCAUUGUUCCUUUGUCACUAUAAUAUAUGCCGUCGAGAAUGAUGUAAUUGAUGUCUAAAUACAACAUGGUUUCGCAAAAGAAAAAGCCAGAAGAGCAGUGGUUUGUGGAUCUUACCACACUGGUUUUCAGUGUAUUCAGUGUUGUGUGUGGAACACAGAGGUGGAUAAAACACUGGUCAUUAUUUCAUGUCCCAUACUAGACUGUGACACAUAAGCAAAUCUCUUCUGUACACAUGCCGUGUUGGCUGUGCUGCAGUGUUUCAGUGUACAGUACAUUUUGUAAUUUGGAAAACUGUCAAGAGGAAGGAAGAUUAUCGCCAUUUUUUUUUAUUUUCAUGCCAGUAAUAUUGCUCAGUGCAGCAGUUGCCAUUCACUUUAUGAACGCCAUUGAUUAUCAUACAAAAGCAGUACCUUCCUUUCAUACUUUAAUGGUUUGAAUCCUUUCUACAAGUCCAUUUUAUCAAAUGGUAUUUUUGUGACCGUUGCAAUUCAAAUGUAAUUUAUGAAAUGAUGAUUUAUUAAAGUAUGUGAAACUUGAGUUUAAAA